Theobroma cacao (cacao) is the source of this 357-nucleotide messenger RNA. The record is from RefSeq and is a predicted model, not a curated record. NCBI's taxonomy places the organism in Eukaryota, Viridiplantae, Streptophyta, Magnoliopsida, Malvales, Malvaceae.
AUGAAAGACAAUCAGAUCUUGCAAGGCUCUGAAGAUUCUUUUCUGAAUUUGGUCAACAUUCAAAACCUUAAAGCUCUCCUUAGGAACGUGGGGUCCCCCUCUCCUUCAGCUUCCACUGGUGGUGGAGGUAGUGGUUGUACUGGCGGUGGCGGAGAAGGUGGUGAUAGUGGUUCAUCAGGUGGCUCUGGGUAUGGAUCAGGAAGUGGCUCUGGUGGGACUAGUGGUGGUGGAGGCGGUGGAGGUAGCAGCGGUACUGAGAGUGGUAGCAGUGGCAGUGGCUUUGUCUUUGGAAGUGGAAGUGGUGGUGGUGGUAGUGAUAACAGCAGCUUGCCUAGGAAAGUUGGGAAAAGCAAUUAA